Brienomyrus brachyistius is the source of this 2200-nucleotide messenger RNA. Its product is annotated as bisphosphoglycerate mutase-like. The coding region runs from base 103 to 882 and encodes 259 amino acids. Gene Ontology annotation, molecular function: intramolecular phosphotransferase activity. Gene Ontology annotation, biological process: glycolytic process. NCBI's taxonomy places the organism in Eukaryota, Metazoa, Chordata, Actinopteri, Osteoglossiformes, Mormyridae. The record is from RefSeq and is a predicted model, not a curated record. The transcript is spliced from 3 exons.
UUGGCUACGUGUUUCUAUUGGAUAGACCUACCAAUAGGUGGUAUUUGGGGCAGAGCAGCGUUUGAAUGGUCUUUUCAGAAAGCCCUGCAUUGUCUCCUCAGAAUGCCAAAGUACAAAUUGUUUCUACUGAGGCAUGGGGAGGGGGCCUGGAACAAGGAGAAUCGCUUCUGCAGUUGGGUGGACCAGCACCUGAGUGAGGAGGGGGUGACGGAGGCCCAGCAGUGCGGCAGGCUCCUGAAGGAGCAGGGCUACCAGCUGGAUGUGGUGUUCACCUCACUCCUCACUCGCUCCAUCCAGACGGCCUGGCUAGUGACCCAGGCCAUGGGCGACGAAUGGGUCCCUGUGCUGAAGUCCUGGCGGCUGAACGAGCGCCAUUAUGGGGCCUUGAUCGGGCUGAACCGUGCCGAGCUGGCGCUGAAGCACGGGGAGGAGGAGGUGCGGCUCUGGAGGCGCAGCUACGACAUCACGCCUCCCCCCAUCACCGAGUCCCAUCCCUUCUUCUUCGACAUUUACAGCGACCGCAGGUAUCACACUUGCGACGUCCCUCUUGAGGAGCUUCCCCGCUCCGAAAGUCUGAAGCAAGUCCUGGACAGACUGCUGCCCUACUGGAACAAUGUCAUCGUGCCGGAGAUCAAGAAGGAACGGACCGUUCUCAUCUCAGCCCACGGCAACAGCUGCAGGGCCCUUCUGAAGCACAUCGAAGGGAUCUCAGACGACGAUAUCGUUGGUGUCACGUUGCCCACUGGGAUACCCAUUUUACUUGAACUGGACAGUGAUCUGCAGCCAGUGAAGCCUCACAAACUACUGGGGGAGCAGGUGCAGAUUCAGAACGCGAUUAAGAAAGUGGAGGACCAGGGGAAAGCCAAGAAAACAGUCACGUAAAUGGUGCACUGUACCGGCACUGUCAAAAUGGUGUCACGUUGAAGUAUCAUGCUGGUCACUGUUAAUCCUCACUAGACCAACCUGCAGCCGCUUUGGAGGACAAAUAUGGGUAUUUGAGUAACUUAACACAGGAGCACAGCUGUAAUCAACUUCAGAAUCACAAACAGUACAUUGAACACAUGAAAGUCAGCCGAAAUUCACAUUCACCAGAGUUAUUUACUGCUGAGAAAUCUGCACGUAUUCUGAACGGAAUCAGUACCUCCGAAAGCCACCUCUGAUCUGUGUGAAUGUUUAUCAUGCACAUUCAGAUCAUAACUGCUUUAGUUUUUGUUCUUCAGAAUCAAAUAUGGAUUGUGUUAACCUGACGGCAUUUUCAACGGAAAAAAAAUCCGUACGACUUUUAACACAAGCUUUGAUGACAAGUGCACAAGUUAGAAACAUUACAAUAUUAGUAAACACUGGUAAAUUUUAAUGUUAAUAAAAUCAUUUUAAAGAUAUAAAUACACAUUAUGUGAUUUAUAGAGCUCUAUAUAAUAUAUACAGUCAUGGGCAUUUAAAUGUAAUAAUUAAUUUUUGCAGACAUUGCAUAUUCAUUUUCAGCUGUUCAGUGUAUUAUUCAGUGUAGGAAAUUUUAAUAUAUGAUGAUGAUGUUUGUACAACCAGAAAUAUGAGUGCGCCUAAAUUCAUAAUUCUUUACUGAAAUUGUUAAAGAUAUUGUGUAUAACGUGGUAUUAAAUAGGUGAAUUAUAUGCCUGUAUUUUGUGUCUUUUCCCUGGUUUUUUGUAAAUUUUCUUGGACAGGGAACCACUGUGAAUUAUUGAAACUGUCUUGUAUGUGUCGCCUGUCUUUGAAUUUCAGUUUUACUUGAUGUUAGAAUUUCUUUCAUAAUGUGUGUCAGCAGUGGGACAAUGAGACUUAAAAAAAUAGCUUUGGGCAAAUAUAAGUGUAAGAGAUUGAAUAACUUAUUUAUUGUUAGCAUUGUAUUGUUUAAAUGCCCUUGAUCAGCUUCCAAAGAUAAUAGAUGAGAUUCAUACAUCUGAACCAUGUAUCACUGAUUUAAUUAACUAAGGUAGUGAAUCACAGGUAGUGAAGAGUGUCACGCCCAGCUCGUCCAGUCCUCGUGUGUGCCACGCUCCCUCAUCAUCCACGUUAUGACCUGCGCGUCCAGUCCUCGUGUGUGCCACUCCUCCUCAUCAUCCACGUUGUUAUGACCUGCGCGUCCAGUCCUCGUGUGUGCCGCGCUCCCUCAUCAUCCACGUUAUGACCUGCGCGUCCAGUCCUUGUGUGUGCCACGCCCCCUCAUCAUCCACGUUGUUAU